Kwoniella mangroviensis CBS 8507 is the source of this 642-nucleotide messenger RNA. RefSeq lists its product as uncharacterized. Lineage: Eukaryota; Fungi; Basidiomycota; Tremellomycetes; Tremellales; Cryptococcaceae. The transcript is spliced from 3 exons. The coding region runs from base 1 to 642 and encodes 213 amino acids. The record is from RefSeq and is a predicted model, not a curated record.
AUGUUAUCCAGCAAAAGUUUCCUCGCAAUACCCCUUAUGCCAUUACUAGCCUCAGCGGCCGCUGCUUUGAGUAUCAACACGACUACCGCUACACCCAGUACCAAUACUACGGCGACCUCUUCAACCAACUCCAGCACUACGGGAAUAUCCGAAGGAACUGAUACCAACAAAACUAAAUCGGUAAGAUUACAAUUGAAUCACAAUACCACCAAGUGCCUAUCGGCUAUAAUGGAUUCAGAUGGGUACGCUCAGCCUGAACUGACAUUCGUGCAAAAUUGUACUUAUUCUACUGUAUGGGUUGUGCCGUUCGAUUUCGACCAACAGCCUGGAGAAGUAGUUUGUGGAGAAUGUAAUGAACUGCCGAUAUUGGAUGGUGGGAAAUAUGGGAAUCAAACUAAUCAGACUGUCUUGGCUAUGCCUGAUGAACAACGUAUGGGACAGAAAUGGAUGAUAGAUUCCGAUCAACGAAUCUCCCUUCGACCACCUACCGAUCCCACCAAAGCCACAUUUUGCCUCGGCGAGACCAUCGAUGAUAAAGGUGGGUCAUAUGUCAGGACGGAAUAUUGUGGGGAUGGACCUGAUUCCGGUGGAUCAAAGAUCAAUCAGAUUUGGAAUCUGAUUGAUGUGGAAAAAGAUACGUAA